Molecule: messenger RNA, 1702 nt
Organism: Polyodon spathula (Mississippi paddlefish)
Lineage: Eukaryota; Metazoa; Chordata; Actinopteri; Acipenseriformes; Polyodontidae
Product: E3 ubiquitin-protein ligase RNF130-like
Exons: 10
Coding region: 361-1539 (392 amino acids)
Cellular component (GO): nucleoplasm; cytoplasm
Source: RefSeq, a predicted model, not a curated record
CAGGGAGGUGUGCCGUGUAAAUCGAGAAAAAGGAGGUCUGGAUUUUCUACAGAUUCUUGUCCAUUUAGCAAACACAAAAACUGUAUUCAAAGCGCAACGAGUUUCUGGACUUAACUUUGUGGGUUAAUUUAAUUCUGUGCUAUUUUAAAAGAAAAAAGGCGCUGAACAGGGUGCACGGUUAAAAUGAUGUAAAGAAGAAACGAGGUGUUUUAAAAUCCCUGGACCCUUUCUGGAGCUCAUUCCUAUAGGAUAAGAACUAUCGCUUCACCUGUUUGUCUGUGGUCAAAAUAAAUAGUACGUUGGAUGCCUGAAUAAAGAUAAGGACAAAGGGGGGGGGGGGGGAUACAAGACUAUUCAAAGAUGCUGAAGAAGUGGUCAGCUGCAAUUAUAUGGAACUGUGUCUCCGCCGUGCUGGUGUUGACUGUGCUGCCCAGGUGUGUGUUACCUGCUCAGACAGACAGCUCUCCCAACAAGGACGGACCUGCCGUUCAAAUUCCUGCUUUGUUGAAUGUUACCCUCUUGGAUUCCAACGGGAACUCACCUAAGCUUGUCUGGAGAAUUGAGGGGCAGUACGGCCAAGAUUCCCCCAAGACUGAAGCUAAAGGAACGAUAAUAGCACCAGUACCCAUUAAUGGAGUUGCAGACCGUCUGGGUUGUGACCGUCAGACUCGCUUCCUUGUCCCUCCCAAUACCAAGCACUGGGUUGCACUGCUGCAUAGAGGAAACUGUACCUUCAAGGAGAAGAUCCUGAGAGCGGCCGCCUUCAAUGCCUCUGCUGUCGUCAUCUACAACAACAUGUCCAAGGAAGAGACCAUCACCAUGGCGCACACAGGUACCGGAGACAUUGUGGUGGUGAUGAUCACACAUUUUUGCUUAUCUAUCCAAAUAGUCGUUAUACUUCAAUGUGCAUUUCUGUUAACGUUUGGUUCCAGGAAGCUUCAUAAAUUACUAUUUUUUUUUUUUCUGUUUCAGCGCCAGCUUGGAGAUGCAGCUAAAAAAGCCAUUAGCAAGCUUUCCACUCGGACUGUGAAGAAGGGUGACAAGGAAACAGACCCAGACUUUAACCACUGUGCAGUUUGCAUUGAAGGAUACAAACUAAAUGAUGUAGUCCGCAUUCUGCCUUGCAAGCAUGUCUUCCAUAAAAUGUGUGUGGACCCCUGGCUGAACGAACACUGUACCUGCCCCAUGUGCAAGCUCAACAUUCUCAAGGCCCUCGGGAUUAUGCCAAACCUACCCUGUGUGGACAAUGUUGCCUUUGACAUGGACAUGAUAUCCAGAAGUCAGACGUCCAGCCAGAGAUCAAUUCUAGGAGAUUCGACCAAUGAAAACUCAAUCAGCCUCGAGCCCCUGAGACAGUCUGGGACGUCCCAGAUCCCUUUGGAGGCUGAGCUGACGCCUCGCUCUGGAGAGAUUAACAUCGCCGUCACCAAAGAGUGGUUUAUUAUCGCCAUCUUUGGCCUGCUCAGUGUCCUUACUCUCUGCUAUAUGAUCAUCAAAGCCACUUUUAGCUACUCUACAAAUGUAGGCGAGUGGUGUUGAAGACUCCAGCAUAGUGACUGAAACAUAAACACUGGCAAUUGAGCAAAAGCAUUUUUUUUAUUUUUUAUAUAUUUUUACGCAUUUGUAAAGGUAGUUUAAUCAUGUGUUUUAUGUGCAAUGCCUAUAUGCUUUAACUAUUAAAGUAAAACAAAAAAUAAAUAAA